GAGAUGGACACGCACGAUUUAUUUAUGAAACUUGGAGCUGGAACAAAAUUUAAUUUUCGAAAAUUUGGCAAAGAUGCGGAGAGAUUUAAGGUGCUGAGACCGCAAACCAAGAAGGAGUCCGAUCCGUUAACAUCAAUAGACUUUUUCAGCUCUGGAAGUCACAACACUGUGAAUGAUGUUAGUGACGAGGAAGACGAGGACUUGGAAUUGGACGCUAAACCUGUUAAAAGAAAGUUGAAUGGCGUAGAGAAAACAUCCAAUUCAAAGGCCAAAAAGAAGAAAAAAGAUAAAGACUUGGGACAAACAGAGGGUGAGUCAAUACAAUGGAUAUCCUCGGCAGAAAACAAAACUAACCAGAGCGAUGGCAAAGAUCAGAUGUCUGCAAAGAGACUGAAACAGUUGCAGCAGGAAAAGCUAAAUCAAAUCAGAGGUCAGAACAAAAUCCAUGUUCAUGGCACAGACAUUCCAGAUCCAGUGUGUACAUUUAACGAGUUGCAAAAAGAAUACCAGCUGGAUCCAAAAGUUAUUGAAAACAUUCGCGCAUCCGGCUACGAAACCCCCACACCUAUCCAGAUGCAGGCCAUUCCUGUCAUGAUGCACAAACGAGAGAUCCUCGCCUGUGCACCCACUGGCUCAGGAAAGACGGUGGCUUUUUGUCUACCCGUCAUCACCAACCUGCGCAAACCUGUCAACAAGGGCUUCCGUGCGCUUGUCAUCUCCCCCACGCGUGAGCUUGCCCAGCAGACCUACAAGGAGCUACUCCGGCUCGUUGAUGGCACAGGCCUCAGGGUACACAUCAUCAAGAAGAAGGACACGGCCCAAAAACAAGGCCCCAAGUCCAAGAAGGUGUCCGACAUCCUGGUGAGCACCCCCAACCGCCUCAUCUAUCUACUGAACCAGGAGCCUCCAGCCUUAGACCUGACCAAGGUAGAGUGGCUGGUUGUGGAUGAGUCAGACAAGUUGUUCGAGGACGGCAAGACGGGCUUCAGGGAGCAGCUGGCCACCAUCUUCCAGGCCUGUACCUCGCCGGCCCUGCGCCGGGCCUUCUUCAGUGCCACAUGUGCCCCGGACGUGGAGAAGUGGUGCAAGCUGAACCUGGACAACCUGGUGGUGGUGAACAUCGGCCUGAGGAACUCGGCGGCGGAGACGGUGGAGCAGGAGCUGCUGUUCGUGGGCGCUGAGAAUGGCAAGCUGUUGGCCUUCCGCAACCUGCGCAAGAAGGGGCUGACACCGCCCGUGCUGGUGUUCGUCCAGUCCAUUGAGCGCGCCCGCGAGCUCUUCCACGAGCUCAUCUACGAGGGCAUCAACGUGGACGUGAUCCACGCCGACCGCACGCAGCAGCAGCGCGAGAACGUGGUCAAGAACUUCCGCUCGGGCAAGAUCUGGGUGCUGAUUUGCACCGCCCUGCUGGCCCGCGGCAUUGACUUCAAGGGGGUCAACCUGGUGGUCAACUACGACUUCCCCACCAGCGCCAUCGAGUACAUCCACCGGGUCGGCCGCACGGGCAGAGCCGGUCACCGGGGCAAGGCCAUCACCUUCUUCACGGAGGACGACAAGCCCCUCAUCCGCAGCAUCGCCACCGUCAUCAAGCAGGCCGGCUGCCCCGUGCCCGACUACAUGGUGGGCUUCCAGAAGCUGCAGACCAAGCAGAAGAAGCAGCUGGCCAAGGCGCCACCCAAGAGACAGACCAUCCGCACCACGCCGCUCUUCCUCACGGAGAAGGGGAAGGGCAAAGGGAAGGGCAAGAAGAGGAGGAAGAAAGGAGCUAAGAAAGGUGGAGCCCAAGCGAAAGGAGCUAAGAAAGGAGCUAAGAAAGGUGGAGCCCCAACUGGAGCAGAAGCAGCGCCAGCACCAGCAACAGCACCAGCAGCAGACCCAGCCGAGGCUGGGAAGACAUCACAGGAGAACACUGAGAGCUGAACCUUUUGUCUGGACCCAGUAUGUUUCAAUGGAUUUGAGGCAUUUUCAACUGUCCCUUUGCAACCAGACGACUUUCUGGUUGGAAUUGCCAAUAAGAAACUCCCAUGGCCGGAUUAAGAAGGCCCGGGGCCACUAAGACACAGGUUGUUGUAGGCCCCCAUUGAAGGCACAUUCCUAACAAAAUGACAUAGACAACAUAAUUCCGAACCAAGAGGAGUAUUAAUAAGAUUGAAAACUCUACCUGCCAAGGCAGACUUAGUUAUCAAUACAGCAGCUUGCUACAUUUCUCCAAUUAAGUUAAUUUUUCCUUUUUUUGGUCAACUGUGGGCCCCUAGGCUGCAGCCAUAUCUAGCCUGUGUGUUAAUCCAGCCCUGAAAACACCCACUCGAUGUCAUGUCCCGCCUUGAUAUUGAGUGGGCAUUUCUAAUUGAUGAAUUCCAACUUCGAAAUUCUGUGUUCUGGUUGCAAAAUAGACAGCUGAAAGUGCUUCAAAUCUGUUGAACUCAGCAGGAUGCAACUUUGGUAUUCAUUCUGCUAUACGGUCAUUUGUCUGGACUUGGAGCCUUAAUUCAAUGCUCUGACAGUAGAACUCAUUUGAUGUGGAGAUGGUAGAAAUGUCUGGCACAUGUUGGCCUGUGGUCACCUUCAGACAUACCAUUUUCUGAUAGUUUGUACUUAAUGACACAAAUGGUGUAAUGUGUGAUGAUUUAUGAGGCAGCUGUGUGAACAUAUUAAGUAUGUCUGUGUUAGGAUUAAUUACAGAGGUGAAAAUGUCCAUUAAGCUGUCAUGAUAUUUAAGAUUCUUCUUUGGCUGUACAGACAUGUUGGUUUUCCUUAAACAGAAAAUAUAUUAAACUGAUAUUUGUUAAGACUUACUGAAGUA
Messenger RNA from Engraulis encrasicolus (European anchovy), 2803 nucleotides. RefSeq names its product DEAD (Asp-Glu-Ala-Asp) box polypeptide 52 (gene ddx52). Gene Ontology annotation, biological process: maturation of SSU-rRNA. The transcript has a single exon. Lineage: Eukaryota; Metazoa; Chordata; Actinopteri; Clupeiformes; Engraulidae. The record is from RefSeq and is a predicted model, not a curated record. Gene Ontology annotation, cellular component: 90S preribosome. Gene Ontology annotation, molecular function: nucleic acid binding; RNA helicase activity; ATP binding. Bases 4 to 1920 code for a protein of 638 amino acids.